This is a messenger RNA of Aphanomyces astaci, 342 nucleotides long. RefSeq lists its product as hypothetical. Bases 1 to 342 code for a protein of 113 amino acids. The record is from RefSeq and is a predicted model, not a curated record. The transcript is spliced from 2 exons. Lineage: Eukaryota; Oomycota; Saprolegniomycetes; Saprolegniales; Verrucalvaceae.
AUGGAGAAUACCACGCUUCCGAGGCGGUCGCGUAGUUGCAUGCGCCGUAUCGGCCCGUGUUUGGUAUGCCCAAGAAGAAAGACUUCGACAAGGCCAUCGCCGAGUACCAACGACGACUCGGACUUGACGAGAUCGACAUCAAGGUUGUCGUCGCGCAAAAAGUUCGGGUGUCAGACUGGUUGCGAAGCCGGUUGGAAGUGCGCAGCGUCAAAAUUCACACCGUCUACAACGGCGACCUCUGUGAUGUGUUCAUCACCAAGUUUAUCACGGGAACUCAUCAAAGUGCCGUGGGCGAAAUUGCACGGCAAUUGGACCGUUGAGGUUUCCGACAGCAACUCGUGA